Messenger RNA from Didymodactylos carnosus, 1731 nucleotides. NCBI's taxonomy places the organism in Eukaryota, Metazoa, Rotifera, Eurotatoria, Philodinida, Philodinidae. The record is from the annotation of a GenBank genome assembly.
AUGGAAGUUUUAAGAUCAGAUUCUGGUGAAUUUCAUCUAAAAAAUAUCCAAGGAUGUUCACCAUUGCCGGGGGAAGAGGAAAUUCUUGAUGGUGAACUUGAUGAAGAUAAUUUUUCGAGUGUAAGUGGCGAUGGUGAACCCUCAUCACCUUCAACAUCUCAGAUUGAUAAUAAAAGUGAAAAAAAAGAGGAAUCACCAACAACUCAUUCUCCGCCAAUAACUACAAGUACCAGCACCAUUUCAUCAAUAAAUAAUCUCUCAAGUACAGAAGAUCGUCAACCAAAAACCGAUUAUUCUGGUCAUCGUGAUCGAAUUGUUAAAGAACUGAAAGAAUAUGAAGAACGUUGGUUAGCUCAUCGAAAUUUUUUAUUAUAUACUCAAUCGUUUCCGAUGAAACAAGAAGAUCGUGAACGUGUGUUUUCACAAUUAUUAAACAACAACAAUAACAAUCCAGAUGAACGAGAUCAGCAUCAUAUGUCAAAAGAGGAACGUGAUCGAUAUUUGUCGAGUCAAGCCGCAUUUUACUCACAUUAUCCACAUUCACCACAUUUAUAUAAUUUUCACAAUUUCAAUCCUUAUCUUGCCGAAAGGCUAUUACCACCAGCUACAAGUGCUGCUGGUGCUUCAUCAUUUUUAUCAGAAAACAAGGACAAUCGUUUUCAUUCGUGGCAAUUACCAAGACAUAGUCCAACUACAAAUCAAACAGGAACAAUAUCAACUGCUAGUAUCACAGCAACUACAGCAUCGGCAUCGACCACAUCUGCAAUACAUCAACCACCGACAACAACAACCACAGAACAGUCGUCAAGUAGAUCACCAAGCAGUUCAGAUUCUGGAAAUCAAAGUAAUUCGGGAAGUACUACUGAAUGGACAUAUGAAGAACAAUUUAAACAGUUGUAUGAAUUAUCCGAUGAACCCAAACGAAAAGAAUUUUUGGAUGAUUUGUUUUCUUUCAUGCAAAAACGAGGUACACCUGUGAAUCGUAUCCCUAUAAUGGCUAAACAUGUGCUUGAUUUAUACGAUUUAUUUCGUCUAGUGGUAUCUAAAGGUGGUCUGGUGGAAGUUAUUAACAAGAAAUUAUGGCGUGAAGUGACGAAAGGUUUAAAUUUGCCUAGUUCGAUAACAAGCGCCGCUUUUACAUUACGUACACAAUAUAUGAAAUAUUUAUAUCCAUAUGAAUGUGAAAAAUUACAAUUAAGUUCACCAGGAGAACUUCAAGCGGCUAUUGAAGGUAAUCGACGUGAAGGACGACGACCCAGUUAUGCAUUUGAAUAUUCUUCUCCACCAAAUAUUAUGCCACCUCCUCCGCCACCACAAGCAUCAUUUUUAAACAGUCCACUAUUAAAUAGAACAUUGGAAAAUAGUCAUGGACAUGAUGCUUUACAACAUCAUGUGGCAUUUGCAGCAGCACAUCCAUUUUUUAUUUCACGUGAUAAUGGUAUGAACAAUGAAGCACGAGCAUUCGAAGAAGUAACAAAAGCGUUUGAACGUGCAAAACGUAGUUUAUCACCAUCACCAACAAAAAGAGAAGAAAAUUGUAGUCCAGUAAAAAAAGUUUCAACAGGUGAAAAAAUUAUAUCGACAACAUCAAAUAAUAGUGGUCUAUCGGCCUUCACAAAAUUAAAAAUAAUUGCAAAAGACAAUUCUGAUCAACAAGAAAAAUCGAUAACAAUUUCAGUUGAAGUAAAUGGUAUAUCAUACCAGGGAACAUUAUAUGCAAAUUCAAUUUAA